UGCGGCAGGGGUGAGGCCUGGGGCCGGCGGGGUGACGGGGACCCGGCCCUGCGUGGGGAAGCCUCGGGGGGACAAGCAGAGACGCAGCCUGCUGGGAGCGGCCCAAGCUCUGCACCGGCCCGCGGCGGGAGCGCAGCAGCCCCCUCCCGCCCCUCCUGCCGGGGGCUCCGAGGGGUGGUCAUGGGGCGGGGGUCCUUGCGGGGCGCGGGCAGUGAAGGGCGUGGAGGCCCCAGAGUCUGUGCCAGGUCUGAGCCGCGGGGCGUAGGGGGAGGAGGGGCCUCGGCCGGGGCCCAGGAGACCCAGGACAGGUGGGCCUGGGGCCAGAUCCCUACGGAGAGGUGGCCGGGCCGGGCUCUGGCUUGCUGGGGUAGGGGCUCCGCUAGGGGCUGGAGUCCAUCCCUUCGCCAGCGCAGAGCCCCUCGGCCCUCGGCCCGCAUCUGCCAAGUGGCUGAGGAUCGAGCGACAGCGUAGUGGGGUGGAGGGGCUGGAGGCACGGCCGGAAAGGGUGAGCGGCGCCGUGGCUCCUCUAUUUAUUUGGCCCCGCCACGCGCGGAGAGGGAGGAAAUUCUCAGGCUGCGGCUGCAGCUAGGGGAGGCCCAGGUGGGCCUGGAAUGGGCCCAGAGAGGGCUUCCUGGGUCAGACGUGUAGACCCAGUGGACGUGAAAACCGGGUUUCGAGCUCGCCGGGCCGUGCCGCGCCAUGCCCGCCGGCUGAGCGCCGCAGGGCCUCGUCCCGCCAGGCGUGGGGGUCGCGCGCGCCCAGGCCGGGGCCCCGCGGCCGACCAUGGUGCUGCCGCCCCCGGACCGGCGCCACGUGUGCCUGACCACGCUGGUGAUCAUGGGCAGCAUGGCCGUCAUGGACGCGUACCUGGUGGAGCAGAACCAGGGCCCGCGCAAGAUCGGCGUGUGCAUCAUCGUGCUGGUGGGCGACGUGUGCUUCCUGCUGGUGCUGCGCUACGUGGCCGUGUGGGUGGGCGCCGAGGUGCGCACGGCCAAGCGCGGCUACGCCAUGAUCCUGUGGUUCCUCUACAUCUUCGUGCUGGAGAUCAAGCUCUACUUCAUCUUCCAGAACUACAAGGCGGCGCGGCGCGGCGCGGCGGACCCUGUGGCGCGCAAGGCGCUGACGCUGCUGCUGUCGGUGUGUGUGCCCGGCCUGUUCCUGCUGCUUGUGGCGCUGGACCGCAUGGAGUACGUGCGCACCUUCCGCAAGCGCGAGGACCUGCGCGGCCGCCUGUUUUGGGUGGCGCUGGACCUGCUGGACCUGCUGGACAUGCAGGCCAGCCUGUGGGAGCCGCCGCGCUCCGGGCUGCCGCUGUGGGCUGAGGGCCUCACCUUCUUCUACUGCUACAUGCUGCUGCUGGUGCUGCCGUGCGUGGCGCUCAGCGAGGUCAGCAUGCAGGGCGAGCACAUAGCGCCGCAGAAGAUGAUGCUCUACCCGGUGCUCAGCCUCGCCACCGUCAAUGUGGUAGCCGUGCUGGCGCGCGCCGCCAACAUGGCGCUGUUCCGAGACAGCCGCGUCUCGGCCAUCUUCGUCGGCAAAAACGUGGUGGCGCUCGCCACCAAGGCCUGCACCUUCCUGGAGUACCGCCGCCAGGUGCGCGACUUCCCGCCGCCUGCGCUAGCGCUGGAGCUGCAGCCGCCACCCCCGCAGCGCAACUCGGUGCCGCCGCCGCCGCCGCUGCACGGCCCGCCUGGGCGCCCCCACGGGUCCUCGCCCACGUGUGACCCCCUGGACACGUGACAGGGCCCGCGCGGCCCCCGACACGCCCCUGGGGCGCAGAGACACCGGACUGGCUCGGGGCGCGCGGUUUGCAUGGGAUGGGGUGGGGGCGGGCUCCCCUAGGGGCAGGUGCCUCGAGUGCCCGUGCCUGGGGUCCCGCAGCCGCUUCUUCAUCUCAGGAAUCUCUCUGACCGCGGAUCCUCAGGCCCCGCUCCACCAGCCCGCCCCAGCGCUUGGGUCCAUUUGAGAGGCCUGGGCCGGAGCAGAGCAGAGGUGGUCCGGCCCCUGCCUGCUGGGCCGCUCCGGUUGGAAGGGAGGGCAGUGUGGGCGGAGAUCUGCUCCUUCGGUGGGGGCCUCUGGCUCAGAUUUGGGGCCAAGGAGGCCUCUGUCAUUUUAAAGACUCGUGUUUACAGUUUUGUAUCCAAGGACGCACUGCUUUGCCUG
Pongo pygmaeus (Bornean orangutan) is the source of this 2163-nucleotide messenger RNA. It is a transcript of the gene TMEM121, whose product is annotated as transmembrane protein 121. The record is from RefSeq and is a predicted model, not a curated record. The transcript has 2 exons. NCBI's taxonomy places the organism in Eukaryota, Metazoa, Chordata, Mammalia, Primates, Hominidae. The coding region runs from base 784 to 1740 and encodes 318 amino acids.